CAUUAGUGUAUGUAAGAUUAAUUAUCCCAAUAUGUAAAAAAUGUGAUAAUCUGUUAACGCCAAAUUAACACGCACUGAAUCGCUGACUGUAGAGCAGAAAUUCUAUUUCUAAACUAUUUUAUGAUCAAAACGAUGACGAUGAUGGCCGUGACAAUAGAGCAUACUACGCAAUCCAUAAACAACAUGGCGGAUGAACAAGUGAAGGAGACGAGCGACUUGCCCGUGGAGGAGGAACAGAAGGAGACUCCGAUGGAGAUGGAGCUGACCGCCCCGGCGGAGACCGAGGAACCGGCGGCGGCGGCGGCACCACCUGCCGAACCCCCGGCAGAGGACGCCACCGUCCCCGCCGCUGCGCCGGAGCCGACAGCCCCGGAAGCAGCGCCUGAGGCUCAGGCGUUACCGGAUGCGGACGUCGCCUCGGCAACGGAAGCGGUUGCCAAGAUUGAGGAGCCGGAGGCGGCGGAGGGGAAGGAGAGAGAUGCGGCGGCGGCGGCGGCGGAGAACGGGACGGGGGAGACGCCGGCGGACAAUGACAGUCAGGAGGAGAGCGCGAAGGAAGCUGUCGCUGAAAACGUUGAGGUGACGCGUCCGCCACGAUUCCUGUCUCUUUUUGUGAAUGGGGAGGAACUCAUGACGGCGGGGAGGUCAAAGUGGCAGUGGGGAAGGUCAGAUAUCAGACAUUUCUGA
Priapulus caudatus is the source of this 687-nucleotide messenger RNA. Its product is annotated as major latex allergen Hev b 5-like. The record is from RefSeq and is a predicted model, not a curated record. The coding region runs from base 121 to 687 and encodes 188 amino acids. The transcript is spliced from 3 exons. NCBI's taxonomy places the organism in Eukaryota, Metazoa, Priapulida, Priapulimorpha, Priapulimorphida, Priapulidae.